Bipolaris sorokiniana ND90Pr is the source of this 1534-nucleotide messenger RNA. RefSeq lists its product as uncharacterized. The coding region runs from base 232 to 1338 and encodes 368 amino acids. The transcript is spliced from 5 exons. The record is from RefSeq and is a predicted model, not a curated record. Lineage: Eukaryota; Fungi; Ascomycota; Dothideomycetes; Pleosporales; Pleosporaceae.
AAAAUGCUCAUUUGUAACUUGCUCGGUCCCCGAGAAAGAGAACCGUUUGAAGCAAAGUAUUGCAAGUUUUGUUCUUUUUUUGUUGUUGUUGUUGUUGUGACGACUUUGGAGCGGAGACGACGAAAAGCUUUUUCUACUACUAUCCUAUCUCCUUCCCGAUCCCUUCCCUUCCGCAAGUCUCUCUCUCUCUCUCUUUCACCGAGUACGCGAGAGAGAGCCAAGACGCUCACGAUGACGAUGACGACGCCAGAUGCUGCGGUGCCGACGGGACCUGGAGGUAUGCCAGGUUAUAUAUGGAAUUUACCUGCGAUGCCGCCGCCCGAGGGGCAGGCGUCGAAUUUUGUCGAUCCAGAGUCUCGCGAUAUGGAGUUGAUUGUUAUGAAUGCGGUAUUUUUGAGUGCGACGGUGCUGGCGGUGGCGGUGCGGUUUAUUGCGCGACGUACGGCCAAGGACGUAGUUGGCUGGGAUGGAGUGAUGUGUAUUCUUGCGACGAUGGCUUCGGCUGCGCAUAGUGGACUUAUGAUUUCGGGUCUCGAUAUUGGAUAUGGAAAGCAUCUUUGGGACAUUCGCGCUGUCACUUUGACGCAUUCGAGACUACUGCAACUCAACCAACUAUCCACUCUAUACAUCGUCGGUAUCUGCUUUGCCAAACUAUCUGUCCUGCUACUCUACCUCCGCUUCUUCAACGUUGUCGAAUUCACCCGCCACCUCAUCUAUUUUGGCAUCUUCUUGACGCUGUUAUCAUCUGCGGCGUUCAUGGGCCACGAGAUUGCACAGGCAGUGCUGUGUAUGGGUGUGUCGGCUGUGACGAACCAGUUCUGUAAGGCAGUCAACAAGGUGGUGACUAUCCAAGCUGCUGUCAAUGUCUUUAUCGACUUUUACAUUCUGGUAAUUCCGCUACAGCAGGUGUGGAAGCUGAGUAUGAAUUUUCAGAGGAAGCUCGGAGUUUGUGCUGUGUUUGGGGUUGGUCUUGUGGCAUGUAUCGUCAGCGUGGUUCGCAUGGGAUGGUCGAUUCGGAAUCUCAACGAGUCUGAUCAUUUCUGGGCAGCCGUUCUGACCUCGGAGAUGACGAUCGUAGAGAUGAACACAGUCAUUAUUGCGCCUUGUCUGGUGUUUGCACCGGCUUUUGUGAAGCGUAGCAGAAGCGGAGUUUCCAGUCUUCGGACACGACUGGUCAGCAGUGGGCAGAGGACAUCUUCCAAGGACUCGCUCUCGGAUGUAUAUCACGACAAAACGUACGACAACACCCCGAAGCCUCAGAUUGUGCCACUACAAUUCGUUACGACUUCUAAAGACUACAUUGAGCCCGCGAAACCCGCUGCCACCUAUGGUCAUUAGGGAUCUGUUGCGAUGAUAUUUGUCAGGAGGUUGACUCCAACUUGCAUACCCAAGUUUGGAGCCAAGAGGUUUUGGGAGACCAUGGCUCAAGUAUUAUUUCUUAGCCACAUACAAGUAGCAGCCGGACCUGUGUAUUGGGUCUAAAAGUCGUUUACAUUUUAUACAAUACCCCUCGUUGAAUCAAUCCAAACCCGCA